Messenger RNA from Gadus macrocephalus (Pacific cod), 3586 nucleotides. RefSeq names its product SH3 domain-containing protein 21. The record is from RefSeq and is a predicted model, not a curated record. The transcript has 5 exons. Gene Ontology annotation, molecular function: protein binding. The coding region runs from base 866 to 1576 and encodes 236 amino acids. Lineage: Eukaryota; Metazoa; Chordata; Actinopteri; Gadiformes; Gadidae.
UUGGACCCUACUAGAUCAUUAACUCAUUAAUCUCCACAGAAUAUGAGGAUAAGAGUGUGUCCCCAUCCAGAGGGUUCAGCCAGACGGAUGCCAUAACCCUUCCAUUGACCUAGUGGCACGUCCAUACUCAAUAAGUAGGGGUGGCCAAGGACUGGCAAAGAACCAGUGCACAACAAAGAGCAUACCUGUACAGAGGAUGUAACCAUGACGAUAUUAACUUCAUUAAUUUAUUUGCCUGAUUUAGUACGGGUAUCUCAGGAUUGCCAAUCAUAUGUUGUGCCAUCCCAGGCACGCAGCUGGUCAGACUGGGGCAUAGCCCAUGGGGGGGGGGGGGGGUUGCUUCUGGCUGGUUUUAUCGUGAAGGACCGAACGAAUUUGCUUGGCACAUCUCGUCUUGCAUGCCUUACAGAAGUGAAGCUAAGUAGUCUAAACCAGUGUCCAGAUUAGGCGGCGGGGCUAAGAAUGUCUCUCAUCGUGAUGCCUUUAAGUGGUUUAACCUAUGGGAGCAGAGAGUUGCCCCUCUGAGCAGUGGGACUCCUGGAAGGGACUGGGAGCCAAGAGUAGCGGUAGAGUGAUACAGCACACCGGUUUCAUGCCAAUGCUUGUAAUCCAGUCCAUCAUAGUCAUUAUGGACGGGACUCUUAAUUAAUCAGAACUAUUCCUUUUGUUAGUUGCCCAUGACGUGGGUUAUGAUUCCCCAUAGUCCCACAGACCCCACUACCAGGAAUUAAGCCAAAAAUAUAUAUUUUAUGGGGAUUUGAACGAGCAACCUACAGGUCAUUAAUGUGUUUCUAGAGUUGGUGGAUCUCCGCUGUUUGCUUUCUGCUACACUCCUGUUUUUCGGAGUGAGUUUGGAAAUAAAUAAAUGCACGUGCAUGGAACCCAUCCAGGAUUAGCGACAGCCGACUAUUUAAAGGAGGCAGCGCGGCAGUGUUUGGACCGCAGUCUCAAGAGACCAAUGCAGCACUGCAGCAUGCAGCAAAUAUACAUGCAGAGUGAUGAGCAGUUUGAGGUCUUUACCACAGUGUUCUCUCCCAAAGUUGGCAGCUCAAGGGUGAGACUCCGACCUGCAGAUGAAGAUAAGGCGAGUACAGUGGUGGUGACCAUUCACAAUAGGGCCCAAGGUCCAGAAGAACUGGACCUGAGCCAAGGUGAUGUCAUCCAGGUUUUGGUCAAAGAGGACAAAACGUGGUGGUUUGGACGUCUACCCAACGGAAACGAGGGCUACUUCCCAUCAGCCUGUGUCGCCACAUGUGGGCCGCAGGACGGGGAAUCAGGGGAAGCCACGCCCACCCUCUUGAGGAGAGCCUCUGUGCCUGUUGUUAUGGCAACCCCGGCGUCCUGUAACCUUCCCAGUGAGGGCAAUGGGCUUGGAACGCCGAAGCUGUCCAGGAAGAACAGCAUUCGGCGUGCCCUGGCACUUGACAGCCCUUCCAUGAAGGGAGGUGGUGUUCUUCAGGGAUCCCCCAGCCUCAUCCACCGUGUCCUGGCUAAAUCCAGGAGGAAGAGCUGCCCUCACCUCCCACCAGUCUCCGCAAAGCCGGGCUCCAUCAACUCAGCUUACCUGCCUGAAUAGGAUGCCUUCAGAGAAGCAUUUAGACUCAAGCAUUAAGACUCUGAAGCCUCGAGCCCAUUUGACGUUUCAUGAGGACUGGGGAUUUUUGUCCAAAAUAGACACGCGUCCUAUUUGAAGCGAACGAAAAAAUAUAGGCACGCUGCAUUACAUUCGCUUUCCUUUAACAAAUAUCAGUGUUUCCUCUUUAAUUGUGUUUAUAACACAAUUAAAGUGAGAACCCCUGCCAGGCCAAAAAACAAUAUGUGUAAAAUGUAAUACAUGUCCUAAAUCUCAACGAGUACUAGUGCAUUCAAUUUGUAGGUCUGCGAAAGUAUCCAUCAAUGUACACAUAUGGAAAGUCAGUUUUAUCUAGGGAUGCACCAGUACCCGAUGCUGUGCUCAUGUACUCGUAAAACCUCUCCGAUACAACCACCCGAUGCCACUUUACGCAACGUGAAGUAACGUUGAAGAGCCAGUGAACCAAAAGCGUUUUUUUUCGUGCACAUUUUUCCUAUAUGAUCGUCAACAUAGUAAUCUAUGCCAUUUUAUUACAGGUAGCAAAGUAAGUCCUCAAUUUAGUGAAACAAGGUGCACUGGAGGGCUCGGUUUGUGUGGACGUGUGGAGCUCUGUCUGAGAGAAAGUUUAGCUUUUUCUGAAACUCAUUGUGUACCGCGACAGUACAGUACAGUACAGUACAGUACAGUACAGUACAGUACAGUACAACUAUAAUGUUAUCGCUAGAGUGUGUAGCGCAUUUCAUAUACAACAUCGUUGGAUAUGGAAAAUCGUUAUAACGCUUAAACACGACGAUGAUACAAAAAUAAUAAUCAUAAAGUUGCCGUUGGCCGUAACCAUGGUGAUAACACGCCAUGCGUGCAACUGUAAUGGUAUUAUUAAGUACUCACGCAGGUACUUGGUAUUGGCGAGUACCCAAAUGUAAGUGGAAUCAGUGCAACCCUAGUUGUAUCUGUGUUAUAUACAGACUGUCAAGUCCGUUGAACCUGUGUUAUAUACAGUCUAUGUGCAAUACACCCACACUAGAGCUCUACGAGCCAUGCAGUUCUUUACCUGCUUUUAACUGUUGUAGAGCUAGUGGGAUACACUUCUAAACACUAGAAGUUCUAAACACUAGAAGUUCCAUGUUCCAUUGGGAACAUUUUGAAACGUUAGACAUCUCCUGGGCAGGUAUACACUGCUCAACACAGACUCAUUCCGGUGAUCCAGUCUUGAGUUCAAUGUGUCACAUAUCACUGCAAUUCAGAGCGUGAAUAUCUGUUGAAAAUUGAAUAUCUUUCCAACGAAAUAAACGUUUAAUCCCCCAGUUAGUCAGUUACCACUAGUAGAAUAUAAUUAUGUGGGAAACACUAACAUUAUCUACAGCUGUAUAGGUAGUCGACUCACCUAUAUUCUAAAGUUAAUGUGAUGUUACAUGGGGAUUCUAGUUUGAUAUUCAACUUUUUUACCCUUUGCAAAACACAAAAGCGCCUUGAAAGGAGGGCUGAAUUCCUAAAGAUUGGUAUGUUGUAAAGACUGGAGAUUAGCCAAUAUGUAACACUCUUAGUUCGCGAGUAUCACAAACCAUUUUGAUGAUAUUAAAAAUUAACGGUUUUGAAUGUCAAGCUGUGAGGCGCUUUUCCUUCGGAUGCUUAAAAGUUAAAAAGCGCAUUCAGCGUCAGUAUGUGUUAAAUUUCAAUGUCAUUUAAAUAAAAGGAUGGUUUUUUUUUAAACAGUUUUAUUGUGAUAAGAAGCACUCUCAUGCCUCACAAACAAUGGGCGUCAUUUUGGAUUCAAUAACGCAAAUACGCACAAUACACUCCUGAUCUGAUCGUUUCUGUAUUCGAUUUUCAAUAUUCUGUCACAUUCGUCGUUAAGUCCAUAUCACCUUUAUAUUUGAUUUUUCAAUUUCAUUAGAAUGUAAUGCCAUAACGCGACUAAACGUAAUGUGAAUGUAACCUUAAACCUUAAACAACACUUGUCGGUGUACAUGAUUUCUGCCUGAGUGAAGUAAAAAAGAUUUACAAAAAUGUGAA